Messenger RNA from Anguilla anguilla (European eel), 3610 nucleotides. RefSeq names its product v-maf avian musculoaponeurotic fibrosarcoma oncogene homolog Ba (gene mafba). Gene Ontology annotation, biological process: regulation of transcription by RNA polymerase II. Lineage: Eukaryota; Metazoa; Chordata; Actinopteri; Anguilliformes; Anguillidae. Gene Ontology annotation, molecular function: RNA polymerase II cis-regulatory region sequence-specific DNA binding; DNA-binding transcription factor activity, RNA polymerase II-specific. The coding region runs from base 461 to 1597 and encodes 378 amino acids. The record is from RefSeq and is a predicted model, not a curated record. The transcript has a single exon. Gene Ontology annotation, cellular component: nucleus.
AAGCGCAGGAUAGAUGUUCAGCACAGUCUACACUGAAACUCGGGAGUGAGUGAGCUAAGGGAAGCGCGCUGAAAUCUCUGCGGUGCAGAGCUGGAAAGCUGCUCUCUAAGCGAAAAUCCGACGCUGUCGUCCUCGUCCUCCUUACCUCUGCUUUUCUGGCAAAAGGACAUACAGUAGCCUACAGAGUUUACUAGGAGGAGGGAGCUCACGUCCGUGCUCCGCAUUUUUUUAUUUUUAGUUCAUUUCUGCUGAAAGGACUUCAUUUCGUACUUUUGCACUGAGACGAAAUUUUAUCUACCUCCUUUUCGCAUUUGUUGAACAAAUCUUUAAUCGAAAUCAUCAACAACACGCAAGUUCCGAUGUCGUUUGCUGUGCAUUAGACAUUUUUUUUUCUUUUUAUGUAAACAUCGUUGCGUAUUAGAAAGUCUGCAGCGGUGGAAGGGACACUAUUGGCAAUUGCAUGAGAGAGCUGAGGAAAGUAAAACAAAAGUCGGUUUUUGCGACGCUUGCCACCACAUUCGCCUAUUUGCAAACUAAAGAAAAAAUGAGCGCAGAACUGAACAUGGGCCCGGAGCUGCCAACCAGCCCGCUUGCAUUGGAAUAUGUCAAUGACUUUGAUUUGAUGAAGUUUGAUGUGAAGAAAGAAGCUCUGGCAGGUCUCGACCGCUCCUCGGUUCGUCAGUGCAACCGGCUGCAGCCCCAGGGCUCUGUGUCCUCCACCCCGAUCAGCACCCCCUGCAGCUCGGUGCCCUCCUCACCCAGCUUCAGCCCAACAGAACAGAAGAACCACCUGGAAGAGCUGUACUGGAUGCCCAGCGGCAGUUAUCACCAGCAAAUUGAUCCGCAAACGCUGAGCCUGACCCCGGAGGACGCAGUGGAAGCCUUGAUUGGCGCCACGGCCCACGGGCACCCCCCACCUCCUCACGUCCAGCAGCAGCUUCAGCAAGGUGGCUUCGAUGGCUACAGAGCGGCACACCAUCAUCACAACCACGGGCAUGCCCAGCAGCACCACCACCAGUACCCGGGCAUUCCACACCAUCCAGAUGACCUACCAUGCCACCCAGGAGCUCACAACCAUGCUCAUAGCCAACACCACCAUCACCACAGCCAGGACCCCGACAGUCCUUCUCCUACCUCGCCUGCGUCUCAUCAGCAGCUCCAUCAUCGCCACCACCAUCACCACCACCCACAUGGCCAUCCGGGCCAGCAGGGUCAUCAUGGCGGAAGCGCGGGGCUGAAUGUGGAGGACCGCUUCUCAGAUGACCAGCUGGUGUCCAUGUCGGUGCGAGAGCUCAACCGGCACCUGCGGGGCUUUACCAAGGACGAGGUGAUCCGUCUGAAGCAGAAACGCCGGACCCUCAAGAACCGGGGCUAUGCUCAGUCGUGCCGCUUCAAACGGGUCCAACAGAAGCACGUCUUGGAGAACGAGAAGACCCAGCUCAUCAAUCAGGUAGAGCAGCUCAAGCAAGAGAUCAACCGGCUGGCCCGCGAGAGAGACGCGUACAAACUCAAAUGCGAGAAACUGACUGGCACAAACGGGUUCCGCGAGGCUGGGUCCACCAGUGACAACCCGUCCUCGCCAGAAUUCUUCAUGUGAGUUACUCUGAUGUCCGACAACAGAUGCUGACAAAAAUAAUCAAUAUUACUGAUUACGAUUAUACUAAUAACAACACCUGUAUUCAUAUUAGAACAAUUAUCUGAAAAUAAUAAUCUCAUAUCUAAUCAUCGCCAUCCGACAACUGAUAUACAAAGAACAAUGUAGAACGUUUCUCAAAACUGCAGCAUCUUUGUAGAUUAGUUGCUUGUAGAGAAGACUUUUUCUUCCCGAAAAAGAAAAGAAUUGCCGAAUCUGAAUUUACUUUAUAGACCGCUUUAAUCUGUUAGGAGCAUGGGAUGACGUCGGACGAGUCUUCUUACUGUGAUUUUUCCCCUCGAGUGUUCAUAAAUAUCGUAUCUAACGUCUGCGCUGAAAGGAGAGUACUAAGACUUGCAUUCUGCACAUGCCCGAAAAACUAUCAGACAAAUGAAAAAAAGACUCCACAUAUGCAAACUUUAUUUCUCUCGUGUACCCCGCUUGCAACCUAAAACUGUCGAAAAGGGGACAUUUUAUGCAACAUCUCAUUGGUUUAUUGCCUGCUUGGUUAUAUAUAAAUAUAUAUUAAAACAAAAUCUGCAUUAAAAUAUUAAUCCUGCAUGCUGGACAUGUAUGGUAAUAAUUUCUAUUUUGUACUUUCUUUUCCUUGUGUAUCUUAAUAGCAUGUUGUUGAUCUGAGCUUUUCAUUAGCUGUUUUGGGUUAUAUAAAUGAAAUGGUGAUAAUAUCAACAUUACUGCUUGUGCAGUUUCACGUUGUUUGGGUUUAUUUGGCUUGUAAAUAUAUGCAAACUGCACACCAAGGAGGCUGGUUUUAAACUUCUUUUUCUUUUAUUUUAUUUUCUUUUCUUUUUGUUUGGGUAUUGAAUUGCAGAGUUGGGCAUUUUUGCAGUUGCAUUAAACAACAAACUUUGUAUAUUAAGUGCACUUUUUCGGAUUAUGAUUUUGGUGUUUGCUGUUUUCAUUUUGGGUUUUUUGCAGACCGCCUUCAAGGAAGACAUACUAUACGGAUGGAUUAUUAUUGCGACAAAUUAGAUUUGCAUUGCAAAGUUAAAUAGCACAUUUCUAACAAAUUGUAGCAUAUGAAGCUACCAGACUAUAUGCUUCUCAAUUAUAUUUGCAGCUAAAUAACUUUGUUCAUUACGGAACAUAUUUACGCUCCAUAGAUAACUUUAUUUCGCCAUUACGCCCAUAAAGAAACUAUUAUAGUGGCAUAUUUUGUGUAUAAUUAAUUUCAGUCGGUGCUAAUGACACCGUGUUUAGAUGGGUCUCAUGUAUUGCAUAAUCCAUCCCUAUUAUAUAAUAUAAACGAAAUAUACACAAGUCAUUUAAUUCUCCCUCUGAAAUACGAGUCGUGUUUUACAAAGAGGGCUAAAUGUCAUAGUUUAUAAUGCAUUUAUAUACGUUUCUAUUAACCACCUUAGACGUAAUUGUGCACAUGUGCAAAAGCGUGUUCAAAUCAGGGGAUUACUGACGUGUUAUUUAGACUGUGUAUAUUUUUAAAAAGAAGUUUAAUGUUCUGUGUUUUCCUACAUUUUUUCUGCAGGUCAGUAAAAAAAGGGAUUCAGGUUUUGCAAAAUCUCAAAAUGAAAACGAUAUAUGUGUAUGGUUAUAUUUUAUUAUUUUUGUUUUAUUAUUAUUUGGAGGUUCUGGUUCUGCUGGCCAGAUGCAUAGUUAAGUUUUUAUUUUAAUGAUUUAAAUUAACAAACUGUCAGAUCAUAUUGAAUAAGCAUGGUGCUUGCAUUUAAAACUAUUGUUAAAAAGUCAUGCAUUUAACAAUCUUUGGUUUGUUACUGAUUCAACUGUGUUGAAAUCAAAUUGAAACUGCAGCAGCGGGUUUUGUUUUUUAUUUCAUGAAUUUUGCGAGGGGAUCAAUUUUCAAUCCUGUUUAUAUAAAUGAAAAAAGUUAAAUUUGGACUGUUGUAGUUCCAUUCAGGCUGGUUUCUGUUUCGUCUUAUUUUUCGUUGUUUUUGGAAGAAAUGGUUUCCUAUUUUGCUUAUUAAAGUCAUUGAAAUGGCA